AUGUCUGAGAUUGACGAUCUGGUAAGACGCCUUCGCAGCCUUACUGGGUACGUGGUUGCGACUCCUGCUCCAGCUCCGACUCCCGUCGCUGCUGCACCAGUAGAGAAGCAAGUAGGUGAAGAGAGUCUUCUCAUCUUACAACAGUCUCUGCGGCGCCACCCUUGCUUUGCUGUCUUUGGUCUCUCGCGAGCAGAGGUGGAGUGCCAGCUUCUAAAGCAGCUCGAAGAUGCGGCGAAGGCGCCCCUCGACGUCGCGGGUGAGGCCCCAGAGGCGGUAACCUGGCGAGUUUUUAUCAACAACGCUGCCGAGGAGCUCGAGGCGGAGCGUCUACGUGGUGUUUUCAAGGAUACCGCGCAGCGAAUUCAUGGUGCCACGGAGCAGCUCUUUCGCAGGCUUGGCGUCGCCGAGGCUCCUGCUCUUGAUCAGGUAGGAAGCGGAUAUGCUUGUCCGUGGAACGUGCUCACAGUUCUGGAGAACGGUAUCCUCUUCGGACAGGGCGACGUUGCAGAGCUGGAAAAGGUGCAGUUGGAAGUACCCAACGCAACGGCGUCUAUCCUGCAGAACACGAAACGAGUGUACAACAACACCUUCGACACGAUGGCUUGGCUGCCCCUGCUUCACCAGAUGAUGUCAUUUCCCGUAUCCUCGGUGCGGGCGGUGUGGCACGCGGCACUGUACCACUUCCCGACCGCAGCCCCCCUCGUUUGCGUGUAUGUUCGGUUAGAGAUGGCCGCGCUGGCAAAGAAAACUCGGUUGGAGGCCUGCUGCGGCGAGACGGACACCAAAGACGUCUACCAGGGUUACCUGCGGUUGCUGAACACGUUUUACCGCCACCUACCCUUGGCGUUUUCCUGCGAGCUGUACUACCUCUUCUUCUCGUUUGCGGCGGAGUACGUGCAUCCAGACAGCGCUUCGCUGGAUCUACUGUACCGCACCUGCCUGCGCCGCGAUGUCGGCAUGCUCCCUCAGAGCACAUCACUUUGGGUGCAAUACUUGAACUGGCGCUCCGCCUCCUUCCGCGACCACAUGCGUCGCCGUGAAUGGCGCAAGCGGAUGUACAACCGCAUCCUCUCCAUCCCUCUUGUCGGCCUCGAUGCUGUCAAGGACGAGUACGAUAUGUUUGUAGCCACCGAGUUGCGCGGACGGGUGGCGCCCGACGAGAGGAUUGAACUGGAGAAGCGGCUGGCGCGCGUCAAGACGGAGGCGGACGACCUGUCGCGACUCAUGUACUUUUUCUACCCCACCGAGUGGGCCCCAGCGACCUCCGCGCAUGUGACGUUUCCCCACACACUCUAUCUUGCGCGCCCCCUCACAGUGGACGGCCCCACUACCUCGCUAAGCCUGAGAGAGUCGGUGCUGUCGCGUAUUGAGAUGGAUUUGUGGAGCCUGUGGAACACGCUCCUGCAGCGCGUUCGCCGGCCGCUCUUCCCCGGCGCUGGCGGAGAAGUUCUGCACUACAGCCGCUGCCGGAACAUUAUGACGAUGAUGGCGUGCUUCUUUCCGCAUCAGGCGACACUGUGGAUGGACCUGGUCGACUUUUGCGUCCACCAGCAGCCUCUCCUGUCGGACAAAGAGCGCUUCCACACCGUCGCGGCAGCGAUUCACUUGACUGUUGCAUUUUGUCGGCGGAACGUCUGUGUGCGCCUCUUCGUGGCGCAGGUGUACCACGUCGACCUCGGCGCGACCGAGAUGGCGUUCCGGGAGGUGAAGGAGUGCCUGCUACACCUGCGUGCCUGGCUGCUCUACCACGUGCGGAGUGACGAGGAGGUGGCUGGCGCGGAGGAGGCGCUGGAGAAGCUGCAGCACAUUACUGUGCUGGCGGUGAACUAUAUGCGCAUGGGCAAUGCGCAAGGUAACGCUGAGCAUGUGCGGUUAGUGGCGCGGUUUGUGAUGCACCACGUCGACUUUCUCUCGCUUACAAUGGGGGCACUCCGGAAGCUGCUCAAGUCCGGCGCUGUCGCGACACCGGCGCCGUUUCUACAUCCCUUUCAUCUCUUCUGCGCCCACUGGAUUUUGCUGGAGCUUAUCCGCAAUCGCUCUCCCCGUAGUGCACUCGUCAUCCUUCAACAGUGGUGCGAGCACCUCAAGAUGAUCUUGCGAUCUGGCAAGAACAAGGGGUGGAGCUGCGAGGAGUGCGGCGUUGACGAACUGGUACUCGACGCGUGUGCCAACCUCCUCACCGCCGAUCCGUCCUGCGGCGAGGCGGUGGGGAUGACACUAGGGGACCUCGAGGAGGUGGCCGGCAGCGAUGGCCUUCAGUCUCAGAAUUUCCUCUACGGUGCACGGCAGCUGCGCCACCGCUUUUUCCUCCUGUUCACACGGCUAGAGAAAGACUACACAAGCGACAUCAUGCUCACCGCGAAGCUACUGCUCCCGCAUGCGGCACCGCACCGCUACGACACCGUUCAGUUUCGGUGCCCUCUACCUCAACGACCACUGCUUUUGCCGGGGGUCAGCGAGGCGACGACGCCACUGUUGGAGGACACUGCGGCCACGCAGGCUAAGCACCACGACGAGGGACAAGCUCCUCGGGCCACACCAAUUCACCCGGCGCACACGUUCCCCGAGGAAACACUGUGGUCGUCUUCGGCGGCAAUCCGCAACUCGAGCGCACCUCGCCGUCAAGCUUUUGACCCGGCCCGUCGCGGGCCGUAUCCGUCUCGGUUUCGCAAUGGGGCUGAUAGCGCCGAUAAGGAGCUCCCAGCAGUGCCAACAGCUCUCCCGAGCCGACUGGCCAUUGUGUCCGAGGCAGUGCAGCUUCCCACUCUACUGGACUGCCUCGCUUCUGUACGCGGAGGGGCGGGAGAGGCAACCGCGGCGGAGGGAAAAGCCGCGACGAAGCUCCCCCCGCUGGAUCACCUGGAGGAGUUCAUCAGACAACUGCCAUCCGUGUACGAGUACAAUCCUGGUAUGGAGGAGGAAGGGCCGGAGGUGUCCACGGACUGGGUGUUUCGUGCACUUCUGAGCUGCGAGGCAUUAUCGUGA
Messenger RNA from Leishmania mexicana MHOM/GT/2001/U1103, 2985 nucleotides. RefSeq lists its product as hypothetical. The coding region runs from base 1 to 2985 and encodes 994 amino acids. Gene Ontology annotation, cellular component: nucleus. NCBI's taxonomy places the organism in Eukaryota, Euglenozoa, Kinetoplastea, Trypanosomatida, Trypanosomatidae. Gene Ontology annotation, molecular function: mRNA binding; protein binding. Gene Ontology annotation, biological process: mRNA 3'-end processing. The transcript has a single exon. The record is from RefSeq and is a predicted model, not a curated record.